This is a messenger RNA of Penicillium cinerascens, 2601 nucleotides long. RefSeq lists its product as uncharacterized. Lineage: Eukaryota; Fungi; Ascomycota; Eurotiomycetes; Eurotiales; Aspergillaceae. The record is from RefSeq and is a predicted model, not a curated record. Gene Ontology annotation, molecular function: GTPase binding. The transcript is spliced from 4 exons. The coding region runs from base 103 to 2601 and encodes 832 amino acids.
CACCGCGGAGCUUUUCUUCAACUUGCUCUCCUCAGGGACCAUCUACACCUUCUUACCCUUUGAUGUCCCGCUCCCCGUGUCCUCGACAGCAGGCCCGCCACGAUGGACACGACCGAGCCACGGCGCGGGGCUUCAGAGGACGUUGACCCUGAGUCUAACCACGACCCCGCGUCCCCAGAACCCCAACAAGAGCUCCCCGAUGACCUGCCCAAAUCGCUGGACGAUCGCCGCUCGGUGCCGGUCUUUCAGCAGGAGACCGAGAUGUACGACGCUUGGCAGGGACAGUCUCAAUUCCUUACUGCUCCGGUCGCCGCGAAACCCUUGGCUUUCAGCCUCGCCCUCGAUGACCACUCACACGACUCCGAGCACGAGCUGCGGGCUCAGUACGGACGCGACCUCGAAGAUAGCGAUGCGCGACUGAUGGAGAUGCUCGCAGCACAGGCCGCUCAUCGGGAGGUGGACUCGCUAGGCGCCAACGAAGAGAGUAUCGCAGCCGACGAGACGCUGACCGUGGCCGAGAAACGCGACAUCCUGCAGAAGAGCCUCAAUAUGGCCGCGAGCAACGGCGACGUGGAGCGCGUACGGAAAUUAGUCCAGGGGCCAGCUAAGAGCUUUGUGGAUGUGAAUAUCAAGGACGAGGAGGGGACGGUGCCCUUGAUCUACGCGAGUUGCUUUGGUCACCAAGACGUGGUUUCGGCACUUCUCGAGGCAGGUGCCUUCGUCGACCAGCAAGAUCGCAACCAAUGGAGCGCAUUGAUGUGGGCUAUGACCAACCGACACAAGACGAUCGCGAAAACCCUCCUCGACCACGGCGCCUCGCCAGAUAUCAAGUCUUCGUCUGGGGGAACGGCUUUCGACUUCGCUCAGCCUGGCAGUGAGAUUUCCGAAUAUCUGCAAGAGAACGGGUACAAUUUUGGACCUAGCGCUGUUGAGGACGACUUCUAUGAUGCUGGGCUUGCACAUGGUCGCUUUGAGGAAGAACUUGCCGAGAACGAGAUGAAACGCCGAAUGAUGAUGGAAGAGAGUGCACUAAAUCUGGAGGUCGACCUGUCCAGCCUCGGGCUGGAUGAGAAGUUCGAGCCUUCGGACGACGACGACGACCUCGAACAGGAACAACAGGAAUUUGUCUGGGACCGAUGUCUUAAUGACCAGAUGUUCGUAUUCCAGGAUCAUGAGCUGGAGCGGAUUCUGGACAUUAUCAUCACCAACAUGACGCCGCAACGAUCUCCCUCCCAAAAACCUGUCCCGGCGAAUCUCCUCUUCCUCAGUGCGCGCUACGCACACUAUCAUGCCAGCCCUGAGCUUCUGCAUACUCUUCUCACUUCAGCGAUGGAUAAGAUCAACGACGUUGUUGAACGUUACCAAUGGGAUAUGACCAUGCAGGCAUUCUGGCUGUCCAAUGCCACUCUCCUGCUCCAUUAUCUGAAGAAAGACGGCGAGUUGGUAGAAGCAACCGUGCAAUUCCAGCUCCAUUUGGCGGAGCUGAUCAACGAGAUCUUCGUCCUCAUCAUUCGCGAUGCCGAGCGACGCAUGAACAAAGUCCUGGAUGCGGCAAUGCUGGACCAUGAAACCAUCCCUGGGCUCGAGGAUAUUGCUUUCCAAAAUGAGUGGAAGCUUUUCAAAAAGAAGAGGACCGAAGCCCCCGAGCCUGCAGAGAAGCGAUUCCGGCCACCUUCUCCCCGGCGACGAGCCCAGAUCUCCCCGCGCAACAUCACCUCCCUUCUAUCGUCUACUCUCUUUGUACUUGAUCUAUAUGACGUUCACUCCGUGAUCACUACUCAAAUUCUCUCUCAGCUUCUUUACUGGCUCAGUGCGGAGAUCUUUAACCGGGUCAUGAGCACGAGACGCUAUUUGGCGCGGACAAAGGCCAUGCAAAUCCGCAUGAAUGUCUCUACGUUGGAAGAUUGGGCGCGCAGCAACAAUCGACAACCCGAGCAUUACGAAAAUGGGUCCAUGUCUAGCACGGGAGAAAGUACGGUUGAUUCUGCUCGUCGGCAUCUAGCGCCCGUCAUCCAACUGCUCCAAUGGCUGCAGUGCUUCUCCUCACUCGGAGACGACCACGAGUCUCUCGUGACGACUCUGCUUCAGCUGCAACAGCUCAUCCCCCUCCAGCUCCUGCAUGCCGUCAAGUCCUACCGGCCUGAAGUUGGCGAAAAGGGCCUGACCAAGCAAGCUAUGAAAUUCCUCCUUGAACUGCAGCGGGACCCUGGAAUAUUAUAUCGGGAGCAGCAGAAAAUCCAAGACGAAAAAGCAAAAGCAGCUGCCGGACCUGCACAAAGUGCAGCAGGAGAUCGACCCAAAACUCCGACCAAAGACCAACCCUCGGGGACACCCGCAACCCCAGACCUAGCCACAUCCCCCGGCUCAGUAGCGGCAUCAUCACGCCCAACAAGCAUGAUGGCCGCAAGAGAAGACCGCCCUGGCAAAGAAAGCAUCUUCCUCGACCCAACCCUCUUCCUUCCAUUCUCCCUACCCACAAGCACCGACAUGCUCGUCAGCUACGGCGCCGGGCUAGGCGGCAUCAACCGCGAGCGAGCGCGCAAAUACAUCCCAACCGUCCCACCCGAAGUGCUCAGUCGGUUCAACCCCGACGACCCAUAG